GCGACGGUUGGGGAGGGUUCUUCCGGAAGGUUCGGGAGGCUUCUGGAAAAAGCUCCCGCGCGCUGGGCGGGCCCGCCUCUAUAAAAGGCAGGCGCGGGGGGCGGCGCGCCAGUUGCUUCAGUGUGGUGGUGCGGCGAGUCACGUCCCGUGCGUGGUCACUCAGCGAAGAUGCCUGAGGAAACCCAGACCCAAGACCAACCAAUGGAGGAGGAAGAGGUCGAGACCUUUGCCUUUCAGGCAGAAAUUGCCCAGUUGAUGUCCUUGAUCAUCAACACUUUCUAUUCAAACAAAGAGAUAUUUCUGAGGGAGCUCAUUUCAAAUUCAUCAGAUGCUCUGGACAAGAUCAGAUACGAGAGCCUGACAGACCCCAGUAAGCUAGACUCUGGGAAGGAGCUGCACAUUAAUCUUAUUCCCAACAAACAAGAUCGAACCCUUACCAUCGUCGAUACUGGAAUUGGAAUGACCAAGGCUGACUUGAUCAAUAACCUUGGUACCAUUGCCAAGUCUGGCACCAAGGCCUUCAUGGAGGCUCUGCAGGCUGGUGCAGAUAUCUCCAUGAUUGGCCAGUUUGGUGUUGGCUUUUACUCUGCGUAUUUGGUUGCUGAGAAAGUGACUGUGAUCACCAAACACAAUGACGAUGAGCAGUAUGCGUGGGAGUCCUCAGCCGGGGGCUCGUUCACAGUGAGGACCGACACGGGUGAACCAAUGGGUCGUGGAACAAAGGUUAUCUUACACCUGAAAGAAGACCAAACGGAGUAUUUGGAGGAAAGGAGAAUAAAGGAGAUUGUGAAGAAACAUUCUCAGUUUAUCGGCUAUCCCAUUACUCUCUUCGUGGAGAAGGAACGCGAUAAGGAAGUCAGUGAUGAUGAAGCUGAAGAAAAAGAAGAUAAAGAGGAAGAAAAGGAAAAGGAAGAAAAGGAGUCUGAUGACAAGCCAGAAAUAGAAGAUGUCGGUUCUGAUGAGGAAGAAGAAGAAAAGAAGGAUGGUGACAAGAAGAAAAAGAAGAAGAUAAAGGAAAAGUACAUUGACCAAGAAGAACUCAACAAAACAAAGCCUAUUUGGACCAGAAAUCCUGAUGACAUUACUAAUGAAGAAUAUGGAGAGUUCUACAAGAGCUUAACCAACGAUUGGGAAGAACAUUUGGCGGUAAAGCAUUUUUCUGUUGAAGGACAAUUGGAAUUCCGGGCCCUUCUCUUUGUCCCAAGACGUGCUCCUUUUGAUCUGUUUGAAAACCGAAAGAAAAAAAACAACAUCAAAUUGUAUGUGCGAAGAGUUUUCAUUAUGGAUAACUGUGAGGAGUUAAUCCCUGAGUAUCUGAAUUUCAUUAGAGGAGUGGUGGAUUCUGAGGAUCUUCCAUUAAAUAUCUCCCGUGAAAUGUUGCAGCAAAGCAAAAUUUUGAAAGUUAUCAGAAAGAAUUUGGUCAAGAAAUGCUUAGAACUAUUUACUGAACUGGCUGAAGACAAAGAGAACUACAAAAAGUUUUAUGAGCAGUUCUCAAAAAAUAUAAAGCUUGGAAUUCAUGAAGACUCUCAGAAUCGGAAGAAGCUUUCAGAGCUGCUGCGAUACUACACAUCUGCCUCUGGAGAUGAGAUGGUUUCUCUCAAGGACUACUGCACCAGGAUGAAGGAAAACCAGAAGCACAUCUACUUCAUCACAGGUGAGACCAAGGACCAAGUUGCUAACUCUGCCUUUGUGGAGCGUCUCCGAAAGCAUGGCUUAGAAGUGAUCUAUAUGAUUGAGCCCAUUGAUGAGUACUGUGUACAACAGCUGAAGGAGUUUGAAGGCAAGACCUUGGUGUCUGUUACCAAAGAAGGGCUGGAACUUCCAGAAGAUGAAGAGGAGAAAAAGAAACAGGAAGAGAAGAAGACAAAAUUUGAAAACCUCUGCAAAAUUAUGAAAGAUAUCUUGGAGAAAAAAGUUGAGAAGGUGGUUGUAUCAAACCGAUUGGUGACGUCUCCAUGCUGUAUUGUCACAAGCACUUAUGGGUGGACAGCAAACAUGGAGAGAAUCAUGAAAGCUCAAGCCCUCAGAGACAACUCAACAAUGGGUUACAUGGCAGCAAAGAAACACCUGGAGAUAAACCCUGACCACUCCAUCAUUGAAACCCUACGGCAAAAGGCAGAGGCUGACAAGAAUGACAAGUCUGUGAAGGAUCUGGUGAUCUUGCUGUAUGAAACUGCACUCCUGUCUUCUGGCUUCAGUCUGGAAGAUCCCCAGACACAUGCAAACAGGAUCUACAGGAUGAUCAAGCUUGGUCUAGGUAUUGAUGAAGAUGACCCUACUGUGGAUGAUACCAGUGCUGCUGUUUCUGAAGAAAUGCCACCCCUGGAAGGAGAUGACGACACAUCACGCAUGGAAGAAGUAGACUAAGCUUCACCCAGAGCUAUAUGUUUGAUGCUUACUUUCAUUCCUUCUGAUAAUAUAUUUUCGAGGAUUUUUGUUUAUUUUUGUUAACAUUUAAAACAUCUGUGUGGCAUGAAAACUAAUGGGAAGAUAAAAUUUCUACUUGUGAUACUGUGAUACUUAUAGGUUUGGUUCAACAGAUUGGUAGAACAUUUGUUGUAAGACAUAACCUAUUAACUUUGUGGUCUGAAGUAUUUAGCUGUUGAGCUGGAUUCCUUAGUAGACCAAAUAAUUUGUCACUUGGAAGUACUCUAAGAUAGCUUCAUGUUUAAAAAGAAAAAAAUUAAGAUGGAUAAAGUUUCAUCUUAAAAUUUUUCAUUCCUUGUAGUUAAUUCUGCAUGUACUAGUCUUAGAAGUAAAUAUAUAAGCUAAAACAACUGAGGAAUUUCCCAUGUGGCUUGUUUUCAGAGUACUGAGAACAAAACCCUGAGCUUCCCUAGGUCUUGUAACUCAGCAAGGCUUGUGAAUGGAAAUAUAGUGCCCAAUCACAUUCUGCUUUAAAAGGUAAAUACAGAUGCGAUAAAACGUGUAAAA
Molecule: messenger RNA, 2937 nt
Organism: Phodopus roborovskii (desert hamster)
Lineage: Eukaryota; Metazoa; Chordata; Mammalia; Rodentia; Cricetidae
Gene: Hsp90aa1
Product: heat shock protein 90 alpha family class A member 1
Exons: 11
Coding region: 169-2370 (733 amino acids)
Biological process (GO): protein folding; protein stabilization; cellular response to heat
Cellular component (GO): myelin sheath; perinuclear region of cytoplasm; plasma membrane
Molecular function (GO): ATP binding; ATP hydrolysis activity; disordered domain specific binding
Source: RefSeq, a predicted model, not a curated record